AAAAUAAUGAAAUUUAAGCUUCUUUUUGUGAUAAUGGUUCUGUGUAGCUCUUAAGAUAUGCCAGAUUUGGAAUUCCCAAAAUAGACACCUGUGAUUAUGCUAAAUGACAAUAAUUGGGAUGCUAUUACUCAUUUAGGCAAUGAAGGAUUAGAAAAGCCAUGGUUUAUAUUCUUUUGGGCUCCCUGGUGUAAAGGUUGCCAUAGAAUAGUUAAGAUUUGGGAAGAAAUGGUAACUAUUUAUAAUGGUACAAUAAAUAUUGGUGCAAUCGACACGUAUCAUUAAUCCUUAAUAAAGAUAUAAUCAAGAACUUAUCGGUGAUAGGAUUGGUGUAACCAAAUAUCCAACCUUUGUUUUUUUCGAUACUGACAAUAGGAUGUAUUUCUACAACGGUAAAAUCUCAAUUAAAUCGAUAGAAUCUACUAAUAUCGGCAAUUUCACUCAAUUUGUUGAUGAAAAGAAAUAUCUGCAUCUAGAACCUUAUGACACUCCUAAGGAAAUUGAUCACUUCAAAAAAUGGCUAAGAAGAAUAUUCUCAUUGAAAAUGGUAUUGCAUUCACACUAUUACAUAGGUUCCUGUAUAUGUUGUUGUGGCCUUCAUAGUGGUUUUGACAUCUUUAUGCAUUUACGGGAAUAAGUAAGAAAAGAAGGAUAAAUCAGAAGCAAAAAGAGUAAAGUUAGAGUUGUUUAGAAAAUCAUUAGAGCAACAGGAGAGGGAGGAGUACCUCAAGAAAAAGAGGGAUUGAUUUGUUA
Molecule: messenger RNA, 750 nt
Organism: Paramecium octaurelia
Lineage: Eukaryota; Ciliophora; Oligohymenophorea; Peniculida; Parameciidae
Source: the annotation of a GenBank genome assembly